AAUAGGCUCCCUCGAGUUCACAACAGACAACAUGGUGCUCAUGUCGUAAGCGUGGGACCGUGCCAUCUUUAACUUUUACACACUGCGGUCACCCAGGCUGUGGUGCUCAGACUGGGCUUCUCCUAGCCCUACCUGGAGUGCCACAUCCACUGCUGUCGUCAUCGCUCACCGCCAUAUUGGGUGAGCCACUGAAGAGACGAGAAAGAAAGAGUGGAGCCAGAGAGAAGGAGGGGGAGAGACCGAGAUCUCGGGUUUGUAAACCGCUCAUUUUUAAUGCCAAAACGGGAAUAAAACGGCAGAACGCAGCCCAUUUAUGAAACGGUAACUUCUUAGGAUCUGAAUCGCAGGCAAGAGAUCAGGAUCUUCCCUUUUUUGCCGUUGUUUGGACUUGUCUGGAGAGACUAUGACUUCCCUGACCCAGCGAAGCUCGGGCCUGGUGCAGAGGCGGACCGAGGCCUCACGCAGCGCCGCCGCCGACAAGGAGAGGGGAUCUGGGGAUGAGGAUCCUGAGCCCCGCAGAGGGGAAGAGCAGGAGGAAGAUGACAAGGGGGAUUCCAAAGAAACCCGGCUCACCCUGAUGGAGGAGGUGCUUCUUCUGGGACUAAAGGACAGAGAGGGCUACACAUCCUUUUGGAAUGACUGCAUCUCUUCUGGUUUACGGGGCUGCAUGCUCAUUGAACUGGCAUUAAGAGGUCGUCUGCAGUUGGAAGCAUGUGGAAUGAGGCGGAAAAGUCUAUUGGCAAGAAAGGUGAUCUGUAAAUCAGAUGCUCCGGCUGGGGACGUCCUGCUUGAUGAAGCUUUGAAACACAUUAAAGAGACCCAGCCACCUGAAACUGUGCAAAGCUGGAUCGAGCUGCUGAGCGGUGAAACGUGGAACCCUUUGAAGCUACACUAUCAGUUAAGGAAUGUGCGUGAACGACUGGCCAAGAACCUGGUGGAGAAAGGAGUGCUCACCACAGAGAAACAGAACUUCCUGCUUUUCGACAUGACCACGCACCCCCUCACCAACAACAACAUCAAGCAGCGCCUCAUUAAGAGAGUGCAGGAAGCCGUGCUGGAGAAGUGGGUGAACGACCCCCACCGCAUGGACAAGCGCCUGCUGGCCCUCAUUUUUUUAGCCCAUUCCUCAGACGUGUUGGAGAAUGCUUUCGCCCCCCUUUUGGACGACCAGUACGACUUGGCCAUGAAAAGAGUACGACUGCUGCUGGACUUGGACCCCGAAGUUGAAAGUAUGAAGACCAACACAAAUGAGCUUGUUUGGGCUGUCAUGGCAGCCUUUACUAAAUAGAUGUUUCAAGUGGACUGAUAGCAAACUUGUUCUUAUGUCGCUAUGUCAUGUAGUUUCCUCUAUAUUAAAUUGGGUCAUUGACUCCUCCACAUGUAUCCUCCUUUUUAAUUUUUUUUAAGUCCUUCAUCUAUUUCUUUUUUUUUUUUUUAAGGAAGAACUGUGCUUUUAUGAAUGCUCAUGUUUUUCUUCUGUUGCAACCAGGACACAAAUUGGUUUGGUUUCAAAGCCACUGGGGUGAUAUUUUGAGCAUGAUGCUGAGACUGUGGAGGGACCUAUUCAAAGUAUUUACAUGUUUAAUGAUCAACCUAAUACAUACUGAUUUAUUUUAGUUAGUUUGUUUUUCAGCAAAUAUAUUUCCAGUUGUGUAUUGUGCAGCUCAAGAUAAUCCACUGUGACAUUUAAUGCCUGAUUCUUUUUCUCGGUUCACAUGUGUAAUGCAGUGUCAUCUGUGUAAGGCCCUCCAGCUGAUAAUGCACACUUCUACAACAAGAGGUACUGAGAUUUACCAUCCAAGUCAGUCUACCUAGCAAAAGGUACAUUUUGCAGAAGUUUGCAACAAUUCAACACUGCUGUAGAAAUAUCUUUAUUUUUAGUUCUUCCAAUUCAUACAACCUAGAUCUUUUAAAUCUUAAAUAUAAACCUUCCCAAAAAAAAAGGAUAUUUUUUUUCUUUUACUAAAUACACCCUUAAAAGAUCGGUUUAUGUGAAUUACUGUUCUGUGUUGAUGGAUGCAGCGUGUUAGCCUCUUUAAACCUGUAAUAUUUCAUUUUUGUCAUUUUAAAAUAAUACAGUAAAGUGCUACCAACACAGCCUCCCAUUGCCUAUACGUCACACUAUUGAAAUAUAGCAAUCCUGGGAUGGGGUACAUUCCAGUACACUCUGUAUAUAUUUUACCAUAUAGAUUAAACCCCUGUACCCUAGUAUUCUGCAGGACACAAGUAUGCACCUGGCCCUCAUUCUUACUUUCCCCACCAGCUGUGCUUCAUAAAGCAUAUGUGCCUCUGGUGUAAUGUUGGGAUGUACUGUAUAGGUAUCCCCACCAAUGCAGAUCAUCUUCUAGUUUUGUUUUUCCCAGUGUGUUGUACGAAACAGUUGUGUCAUGUUCUGUUUGUAUAACUCGUGAAGGAAGCUUUUGACCAAUUCUCUCAACCUGGAGUGUAACUCUUGCAUUUGUGCUCAAGAAAACAAAAAGAUAAUGUGUUUCUCUGCAAGUCUUCUUCAUAUGCCUUUCAUUUUGCAUGACAUUUUUUUUUAUUUCUUUUAAUACACAGUACUCUAAUUCAGUGAUUUAAUUACUCAUUUUGUAUUGCAUAUACCUUUUAGUUACCACAUUAAGCAAAAUCAUUUUUCUUUUGUUCAUUUUUUUUUAAACUUAUUAUUGUUACCUCCUUAUGGCUUGCUUUAUGGUAGCUAACUUCAUUUAAUGUAUAUAAUACUUUGGGCUGAUAAACCUACAAUGAUUUGGGUGUAUAGCUGACUUGUGAUGGGGUUUGCAGGUGUCUGACCUUUUUGUUAAUAUACCAGAUAAUGUAUAACUGUAUACAAGAAAUUAUAGGGAUUCCUAAUCUGUAUACUUGCUUUUUACCAUACAAUAAACUAAGAUCUUGAAAGUGCCUGAAA
Molecule: messenger RNA, 2908 nt
Organism: Acipenser ruthenus (sterlet)
Lineage: Eukaryota; Metazoa; Chordata; Actinopteri; Acipenseriformes; Acipenseridae
Product: Golgi phosphoprotein 3
Exons: 4
Coding region: 404-1288 (294 amino acids)
Biological process (GO): Golgi vesicle budding; Golgi to plasma membrane protein transport; retrograde vesicle-mediated transport, Golgi to endoplasmic reticulum
Cellular component (GO): cytosol; trans-Golgi network; Golgi cisterna
Molecular function (GO): phosphatidylinositol-4-phosphate binding
Source: RefSeq, a predicted model, not a curated record